Messenger RNA from Labeo rohita (rohu), 1336 nucleotides. RefSeq names its product FXYD domain containing ion transport regulator 5 (gene fxyd5). Gene Ontology annotation, molecular function: sodium channel regulator activity. NCBI's taxonomy places the organism in Eukaryota, Metazoa, Chordata, Actinopteri, Cypriniformes, Cyprinidae. The coding region runs from base 145 to 777 and encodes 210 amino acids. Gene Ontology annotation, biological process: regulation of sodium ion transmembrane transporter activity. The transcript is spliced from 12 exons. Gene Ontology annotation, cellular component: membrane. The record is from RefSeq and is a predicted model, not a curated record.
GGACAGAGUGAGGGGCCUCGACACCAGUGACAAGAACUGAGCGUGAGAGGAAGUUCAGCGUUAGGGCGUGGUCAAUCAUCUAACCAACUUCCAGUUUCUCUCCGUUACGAGGAAACGGCAGAUGCUGCGCUUUGUUUGACUUUGAUGGAUGCAAUACGUAAGAUCAAAAUGAACAGCAAGAUCGUGUUGCGAGGGGCCGCCUUUUUUCUGUUUUUUGUCUUCAGAAGUUAUGCAUCUGAGAACAUGACAGAAACAAAGACACUGACACCACUGGAAAGCUCCGAACCUCCGCUUAAUAUCUCUGAAACCACAACCAUGGUUCAGGAUAAACUGAAUCUGACAGGAGUGACAACGAGCCCAGAUGCAGGGCAGUUAAACCUCACCACAACUGCGGGAAUCGCUGACAACUCUACGGUGACCUCAACUCCGACCUCCAAAAACACGUCAACCACACAGCCGGCCUCUAACACCAGCUCCAAUACUGUACCGCGGGUGACCUCUAACACCAGCUCCAAUAUUGUACCGCGGGUGACCUCUAACACCAGCUCCAAUAUUGUACCGCGGGUGGCCUCUAACACCAACUCCAAAACUGUACCGUGGGACAAGAGAUGGGACGAGCCGUUUCAUUACAACUACAACCAUCUACGUAACGUAGGGUUAGCCAUCGCCGCAGUUCUCUUUGUGGCGGGAAUCAUGGUGCUUGGUUGUGGCAAAGUGAAACGAAUGCCGCGGUGUCAUAUUGGCAAAGGAAGUUCAUACGAGGUGACCAGAAGUUAACACUGUUCCCGGCAUUGAUCAGCUGGCUUUGCAAUAAACAGAAGAACAGCAGGAGAACACAAAGGAGCCAGUCAGACCUGUUUCCACAACGGUUACAGACUUACAUUUCCCCCUUGUGAGAACAACAUCAUAAGGACAAGAUGGAGAGGUUGUGUGUGUGAGCGUGUUCAUUAUUUCAAACUGAUCUCCGGGUUUGUCACACAGAGGUGCCGGGGAAUAAGAUGUGUGCUAUCGUGCGGCACUAAACGCCAGCGGUAACACAACGGCUGGGACUUCGGCAGAUCCCAACGUAAUCACGCGUCUCAGACACAAAAUCCCUUCAUCCCUCUGCUCUCCUGCACCAAACUGCUCGGUUUAAGCGUCAAACUUUGUACAACAUAGACCUGUGCUUGUGUUUUAUUAUUAUUAUUAUUUCAAUACUGUGCAUCCUCAGAUGUGUCAAUCUUUUAGAAACAUAGAGAAGUGCUUCUGUAGCUCACAAGCGCCCUCAAGAGGCCUUCAGACACAUUUAUUAUGAGUUCUCCCAAGAGGAGAGAAUAAAAACAGUUUGACUAAUCUG